Phytophthora nicotianae INRA-310 is the source of this 499-nucleotide messenger RNA. RefSeq lists its product as hypothetical. Bases 150 to 464 code for a protein of 104 amino acids. The transcript has a single exon. NCBI's taxonomy places the organism in Eukaryota, Oomycota, Peronosporomycetes, Peronosporales, Peronosporaceae. The record is from RefSeq and is a predicted model, not a curated record.
CGCGGUGCUGCACUCUUUCGACUUUACAACCAAAAGAUACGACCACAACCUUCAACUCAGUACGAAUAGCAGCAUAGAUCAUCUACCCGACACCAUCCCGCUCUUGUUCGAGGUUGAGAAAUACCCUGCAAUCGCAUGACCUCCGUUUGAUGAACUUGACAACUUUCGCCGAUAUGGUGGAGACUUCAACAGAACUGAAGACACCUGGAGCUUUCGUCGGCUACAUGUCCGUGACGGAGGUCUUGCGGCAAAUGAAGCGAAAUCCCGGUAGCUACCCGAUCGGUGAUUUGCUUCUCGUCACCGACGUAUCUUUCACUGGAUUCGAUGAUGAAGCAGGGGAACGCGAAGUAUUAGUUCUAGAAACUCAACGAUAUCGACGCUUUCGGCUGAAAAGUGUACAAUACGAUGAAUCCACGGGGCUACUCUUCGGCCAAGUAGACUGGAUAGGAGAGCAAAAGGCAUAAUAUUAUGUUAAAACUCAAAUGUUUUCAGAUUCACA